Molecule: messenger RNA, 2917 nt
Organism: Thunnus maccoyii (southern bluefin tuna)
Lineage: Eukaryota; Metazoa; Chordata; Actinopteri; Scombriformes; Scombridae
Gene: elac2
Product: elaC ribonuclease Z 2
Exons: 24
Coding region: 152-2716 (854 amino acids)
Biological process (GO): mitochondrial tRNA 3'-end processing
Cellular component (GO): mitochondrion
Molecular function (GO): 3'-tRNA processing endoribonuclease activity
Source: RefSeq, a predicted model, not a curated record
AUUAGAUGUCGGAACAUGUGUCACAUGUGUCAACCAGAGACCUCUAAAGUCGUGCUGGUCGAAGCCUCUUGGUUGAAGCAAUGACUGGCUGUUUUUUACGCGUGAUUUAGCAGCGCAGCGCUAGUUUUAAUGCCUGGGUGACGUAUCUAGCAUGAAUACGGUCCAUGUGACGCUCCGGAGCUUCACGUCGCUGUUAGCCAGAGGCAGUGCUCUCUCCGCUGCUCCGCCGGCAGCCACACGCUCUGACUCUCCUCUCCACCGGGCUGUUUUCCAGUUUUGCCGGGCAAUGGCUACUUGUAACAACCACAGCAGCAGCAGCACGGACGCCAGACAGCUGCUGGGUCCGAAGAAAGCCAAGAAGCAGAAGGAGCCGCUGCGGAGAGUAAAGACCAAAGAGUACCGGAGCAAACGAGGAGACGUUCACGGACCGUCCACCGUGUACCUGCAGGUGGUGGGAGCUGGAAGCAGAGACAAUGCUGCGUCACUUUAUGUCUUCUCAGAGUACAACAGGUACCUAUUUAACUGUGGUGAAGGAACACAGAGACUCAUGCAGGAACACAAGCUGAAAGCUGCUCGACUGGACAACAUCUUCCUGACCAGACUGAGCUGGGAGAAUGUCGGAGGUUUGUCAGGGAUGAUAUUAACCUUGAAGGACACCGGUGUUCCUGAGUGUGUUCUCUCUGGACCUCCACAGCUGGAGAACUAUCUGAACGCUAUCAAGUCAUUUUCUGGACCGCUGGAGGACAUCAAGCUGUCGGUGCGACCGUACACCGAAGAGACGCACACAGACGAUACGAUGACAGUUUAUCAAGUGCCGAUAUUUGCCAAGUCGAGGGAUGGCGGAAGACUGUCUCCCCCCCGGAGUCCUGCCGACAGCGGCCAGGACAGUCCAGGUGAAAAACGAAAAGUAACACGAGAUACCUCUCUGGUGGUUUCCUUUAUAUGCAAGCUUCAUCCCAAGAAAGGAAACUUCCUGGUGGCUGAAGCGAAGGAGCUGGGUCUGCCUCUGGGCACAGCAGCCAUCGGUCCUCUCAUCGCCGCUCUGAAGGACGGGAAAAGUGUCACGUACGAAGGGAAAGAGAUCCGACCCGAGCAGGUCUGUACUCCCACUGAUCCAGGACCAGUCUUUAUUAUUGUUGAGUGUCCGUCUGAGGAGUUUGUCGAAGCUGUUUGCAGCAACCGGCAGCUGAGAAGAUACCAAACAGGAGGGACAGAGGACGCUGCUGCGCUGGUGGUUCACAUGACCCCAGAAUCUGUUCUGAACACAGAUGAAUACAAAGAGUGGAUGGAGAGGUUUCCAUCAACGACAGAACACCUGAUAGUGAACGAACACGCGUGCACAGUUCACAACAUCAGAAGUCACAAGAUUCAAGCUCAACUGAACAUGAUUCACAGAGAGAUAUUUCCAGAACUCAAGCAUUACAAAACAAAGGAGCCUCAGGCUGCUCUGCACGUCCCCAACGUCAGAGCCGAGUGUCUGCUCAAGUUCCAGCUCAGACCAGUAAUGGAGUGGCAAAGAGAUGCGAUCCCCCCCUGCAACACCGACGAGUUUGUGAAAGAAGCUUCUGAGGUCCCGAACUUUCUGGAAGAAGUGGACAAGUGCAGGCAGAUCUGCUCGACUGAUGCUGCAGAGCUUUCUGAGAAAUACCCAGAGGUGGUUUUCUUGGGAACAGGAUCAGCUCUUCCAAUGAAGAUCAGAAACGUCAGCGGCACUUUAGUUAAUAUCAGCCCGAGUCAGUCGGUGCUGUUGGACUGUGGAGAGGGAACCUUCGGUCAGCUCUGCAGACACUACGGUGACGGUGUGGACGAAGCUCUGUCCAAGAUCUCAACAGUCUUCAUCUCACACCUGCACGCCGACCAUCACACGGGGCUGUUAAAGCUGCUGUAUCAGAGGGAAAGAGCACUGACAACACUAGGAAAGGCGUUCAGCCCCAUCUACCUGAUCGCUCCGGUCCAGAUCAUGUCCUGGCUCAACCAGUAUCACGACCACUGCGAGGAGAUCCUCAACCACGUCAACCUCGUCCCGAACAACUUCCUGUGCGAUGACGCCGAGAUGCCGAAGCAGAGGACGAAAUCGUUCAUCCAAGCGCUGCUGAAAAAGAACGAUCUGGAAAAGUUCCAGACGUGCACAGUGCGUCACUGUAAGAACGCCUUCGCCUGCAGCUUCACUCACCAGUCGGGCUGGAAACUGGCCUUUUCCGGUGACACUAUGCCCUGCCAGCCGUUCGCACACAUGGGAAAGAAUGCAACCUUACUAAUCCACGAGGCCACGCUGGAAGACGGGCUGGAGGAAGAAGCUUUGGAGAAAAGACACAGCACGACCUCACAGGCCAUCGGUAUCGGCAUGAAGAUGAAAGCCGAGUUCAUCAUGCUGAACCACUUCAGCCAGCGUUACGCUAAGAUCCCGCUUUUCAGCGAAGACUUCAGCGACAGAGUGGGAAUAUCGUUCGACCACAUGAGAAUUCGCUUCGGAGACUUAAAAACCCUCCCUCGGCUCAUUCCUGCACUUCAGACCCUCUUCGCCGAGGAUAUCGGUGAGAUGGAGGAGAGGAGAGAAAGGAGGGAGCUGAAACAUUCCAGAGGAAGCAGCUUUGACGCGAACAGCGAGCAGAAGACGAGCGGAGCGGACGCCGCGGCGGUGGGCCGAGGCGCCAAACGAGACCAGGAGGAGGCAGCGACGCACGACGUAGAAACUAAGAGACUAAAAUCCAGCUGAAGCCUGACUCAUCAGUAUUUCACUAAAAAAGAGAAAAAGGACUUUAACUGAGAGCAUCCUGAGUUGUUUUAUUUAAACAAACCUUAUUUUUGUUUGACUCGUGUGGUUUAAUGACAGAAGAUGCAUGUAUAUUUCCUGCAUUGUAAAGAGCAAAGUUGUUUUUUCAUUAAAUAGAAUAAAGCAGUACCACACAGUCACACA